CAAAUCGGCGUUGUGCCACGGAUGACAUAAAUCAAAUCAAAACCCAGCCAGCCCUAAUUCCCUGCCUCUCUCUCUCAAAAGCCCUAAAAAUGCCUAGACCAGCUUCGAUCAUCGAAUUUCCCGAUCGAAGUUAUCGGCCGGAUCGCCAAAACGGCCGGCGCACGCCUGAAUCCGACUCUUCGCCUGUGUAUCGCCGUCGCAGCCCUUCCUACAACAGGUACGACGAGCGCCAUAGGGAGACGGAUCGAGGACGCAGCCGCCGCUCGAUAUCUCCCGCUCAUCGAAGCCCUAGGAGAAGCCCUAGUCCCAGAAGAAGGAGAAGCCCGAGCCCUUGGGCUAAAGAAAACCUAGAUUCUCUCCCGAAGAAGUUUGGCCGCAGCGAUGGUGGUGGCUACCGGAACGGAAGGGAUGUGGAAUCUGAGUCCGACGAGGAAUUGAAGGAUUUGACCUUUGAGGAGAAGAGGAGGCUGAAGAGGCAGAAGCUUAGGAAGUCGCUGAGUUACUGUAUUUGGGAGGUUACCCCGAGCCCGCCGAGGGACGAGAACGAGACGGAUGAGGAAGAGAUGGAACGGAGGGGAGAUGGUAGCUCGGACAAGCGCGGCAUGGAGGAAAGCAAGAACGAUUCCAGUGGGAAAGAGAAAUUGGGAGAUGUGAAAGGCAAAUCGGAGACUGAGUCGGGGGAUUCUGGAAGUAGCGCGUCUGAAUCCGACUCCGACGAUUCCCGUUCGAGAAAGAAGAAGAAGAGCUCGAAAUCCAAGCGCAGAAGAGGUAAGGAAUCCGAUAUCUCUCCUGGGAGUGAAUCGGAAGAUUUAAAGUCGAGGAAGAAGAAACGCAGUUCGAGUUCUAAGCGUAGGAGAACUAAGUCACCUAUGGAUAGCAACAGUGAAUCCGACGAGGAUGUGGGUGAGAGUGCAAGCGAUUCUGAAGAGGAGAAGCAGCGACGCCGGAGAAAGAAGUCAUCCAAGAAGAGCAAGAGCAGCAGAAAGAGCCGUAGAAGCAGAAGAAGUCGGAGGAAGGGUAAGCAUUCUGAUUCUGAUAGCGAGAGUAAUGAUUCCGAUGAGAGCAAUGAAAAGUCCAAGUCGAAGAAGCGGAAACACAGAUCAGGUUCACGUGCUAAACUCUCCAAGAAGAUGAGAACAUCUGAAUCCGAGGGUGAAAGUGCGGAUUCUGAUGUGAAUAUGGAUUCUGAAAUUGAUACCAAGAGCCAACCAAUAGUUGCAGAUGAGGAUGCUAUAACAGCUGAAUUGAAUGCUGAAGCUCUGAUGUUCAAAGAACUGAUCGAGGCCCAAAAGAAACCUGCUUUGGACAGUGAACCUGCUGUUGGCCCAAUGCCUUUGCCUAGAGCUGAGGGGCACAUUAGCUAUGGUGGUGCUUUGAGACCUGGUGAAGGUGAUGCCAUUGCGCAGUAUGUGCAGCAAGGGAAGCGUAUCCCAAGAAGAGGUGAGGUGGGUCUCUCUGCUGAUGAGAUUCAAAAGUUCGAGGGUCUAGGGUAUGUGAUGAGUGGUAGCAGGCACCAGAGGAUGAAUGCAAUUCGUAUCAGGAAAGAAAACCAGGUGUACAGUGCUGAAGACAAGCGUGCUUUGGCCAUGUUUAACUAUGAAGAGAAAGCGAAACGCGAGCACAAGGUUAUGGCUGAUUUGCAGCGUUUGGUCCAGCGCCAUAUUGGACAGGAUGUGGGUCCGACACACGAUCCAUUUGGUGCAAAAGGAUCUGAUGAAGAUGCUUGAGCAUAUGAGAGGUGUACUCUUUCUGUGGUACUUGUUCCAUGUCGUUUUUGAAAUCUGUAUGAUUACGGUUCUGAAAGAAUAUAGUAGCCUUUCUAAGAAUGAUUCAGUUCUGUAUUGGAUGAUUUGCAGAAAUUUUUCUAAUUUUGAACUAUGUUUGAUCUUUUAGUUUGACUUUAUGUCUCUUUGGUAAUGAUUUGAUCGAUGAAAUUGCUCUUCAUAGUUACUGGUAUGUGAAUGGCUAAGUGUGCAGUGGAUAGAAGACCAAUCACGCCCUUUGGAUGGCAGUGGUUGUCAAGUUAAAACUCAUGUUGCUGCAGCUGUUGAGCUAGCUUUCGGCUUGUAGUAUUGAAUGAAUCUUUUAUGACAUA
Messenger RNA from Linum trigynum, 2095 nucleotides. NCBI's taxonomy places the organism in Eukaryota, Viridiplantae, Streptophyta, Magnoliopsida, Malpighiales, Linaceae. The record is from the annotation of a GenBank genome assembly.